AUGCAGGUGGCACCGCUCCUCUCCUCCCCUGCGGUGCCCACCUUUUCAAAGUUCCGGGAGCCUCCCGCCGCGCUCUCCGAAGAGUGGCGCAGCUGGUCGACCGCGAACUCCGUGAGCCCGGCCGAACUCUCCAACGCCGCAAUCCGGCACGCACUCGCGGUGACCCGCUUUUGCAGCGCGCGCUCACUCGGCUGCACGUGGGCGGAGCACCACGCGCUGCUGGACAUGAGUCGCGCACCAUACGCUCACCUGUACGACCAGCACACCGUCCCGAGCGAGGCGCGUCCCGACGCCACGAGCUGCGCGCGGCUUCACCGCCCGAACGCCUCGCAGCUGCUCGCGCUGGUCCGCGACUCGCAGCCGGCAGUGCUCACCGGCCUCCUGGACGGCUGGCCGGCAACGCGCAAGUGGACCGACGAGUACCUCGCGGCCGCACUCGGCGAGCGCAGAGUGGCGCUCUCGAGGAUCCAGUACUUAGGCACCUUCGACGAGCCUGAGCCCAUCGAGCGGUGGACCGGCACGAGCAGCGGCGGCGGCGGCGGGGCGAGCGGAGAGUGGGUGAUCGCGCGGCCGGCGCACGAGACGAUGAAGUUUCGCGACGCGCUGCGCGCCAUCGCCUCCGCCGGCGAGAGCGGGCUCUCUCGCUACCUCGAGUACUUCCCGCUCGAGGCGUUCCGCUCCCCAUCGCUGCUCGCCGACCUGGCGCCGCCGGCCGCCGCCGCCGCCACGGCCGCCGCCGACGAGACGGAGGCGCGGUCGUGGGCGCGCACGGGCGGCGGCGCCGGCUCUUCGUUUGGAGACGGCGACGCGUCGGCGGCGCCGCCCCUGCGGGGGCGCGGCAACGAGGAGGCUGGCUCGUUGCCGCUCGCCUCGUGGCUCCUCCCGAGGAAGCAGCUCUUGUGGCUUGGGCCCGAGAACACCGUCACCGACCACACCCACAAAGAACCCUGCACAAAGAUCGCAAGGGCGGGGACCUGUUCCUUUUUACCCACCUCACAGUAG
Messenger RNA from Emiliania huxleyi CCMP1516, 1002 nucleotides. RefSeq lists its product as hypothetical. The coding region runs from base 1 to 1002 and encodes 333 amino acids. NCBI's taxonomy places the organism in Eukaryota, Haptophyta, Isochrysidales, Noelaerhabdaceae. The transcript has 2 exons. The record is from RefSeq and is a predicted model, not a curated record.